AUAUCGUAAACACAAUUACACGUGUUAAACACAUAACGCAAAGUAAGAAACUAACUGCAGCGGUUUGCUACUUGACUGCGUCAGACCGGAUCGGGGAAAUUGAGGGGAAUACAGUUUACCCUCUCUCUGGCGUUAUUAUGGGGUUCUGUGGUGGUGCGAGAUUGUGAAGAAUACCUGCAGAUGAGAAAUGGGGUAGUGGAAGGGAUAAGGUGGAAUGAGGAAAACGCAAUAGUAUGGGUGUUUUCUGGCUUCUCAGUGCGUUAUACUAAAUCUGAUGCAAUGUAAAAUAUUUAUUUCGUACCAUGAUAAUAAGAUGAGUAUUCCAAUUGGAACAUUUUUGCUUGGUGUAUGGCAAAUUCAAAGACGUAAAUGGAAAUUAGGUCUAAUACAAGAUUUAAACGAACGUACUACUCAUGAGCCUGUAGAAUUACCAGCAGAUUUAGAACAAUUGAAGUUAAUGGAAUAUUAUCCUAUUAAAGUUAAAGGAACAUUUUUAUACGAUAAAGAAUUUGUUCAGGGGCUUAGAAAUUUAAUAUUGGAUGGUGAAGCAAAAACUGAUAAUUCCUUUAUGACAUCCCAAAAUUCUAAAAAGGGAUAUUGGAUUAUCACACCUUUUAAACUAUCAGAUCGAGAUUUGACGAUUCUAGUAAAUCGUGGCUGGAUUCCUAAAUCUUUUAAAAGUCCAGCAAAAAGGCAAAACAUUGAGUUACAUGGUGAGGUAGAAAUUACAGGAAUUUUAAGGUUGAACGAACCAAGACCACAAUUUGUACCCAAAAAUUCGCCUGAUGCAGAUGAUUUAUGGUACUAUAGAGAUGUAAAUGCAAUGGCAGAGAAAGCAGAAACUGCUCCUAUAUACAUUGAAAUGACACGUAACAAAGAUUCUCAUACAUAUCCAAUAGGUGGUCAAACACAAGUGGUAUUGAGAAAUGAACACUUAAGUUAUAUUAUCACAUGGUUUUCACUUUCUGCAGCCACUUCUUAUAUGUGGUAUAAACAAGUAUUGAAACGUUGUGCAAUUUAAUUGGUCUAUGAUUAGCAUAUUUAUUAAAUAUAAAUAAAUAUACAUAUAAAUAAAUUAAAUUACAAUGACUUUUAAUCAAACAGACUAGAAGCGUUUACUGUCGUUAAAUUCUAUUAUAAUUGUUCCACUUUCCUCUAUGGCAGUUUAAAGUUAUUUUAUUAAAAAGAGAACAAUUAAUUAAAACUUGAAUUAACACUCUCAAAUUUUUAGUCUUUUACCAUGUAAAAUAAAUUAUUCUUUCAAAAUAUUCGAUAUAGCAUUCUGUCAUACAGCAGACAAAACAGAUCUCAAAUUCGCAUCCAUUAGCUGGGUAUUACUUUUAAUUUUUUAACACUUUAUUAAGAAUAACACCGUUUACUCAAGUCUCGGCAACGAUACAAUUUCAUGAAUGUAACCGACGUUGCAUCGAUGAAAAUACGUUCGAUUUAACUAUCUUUCCUACUUUACUAAUCUUCCAACUAGCUACUUGGAACUAAUAAACUUAAUAUUAAAUUUAAAAUACUAAAUGUUUUUUUCUUGUGUUUAAAUUUGAACAUAGAAAAAAUGUAUCCCUUGACGGUUGAUAAAUGUCUUCGUUCGAUGAUAUAUUAACUUCUACCUGGUAAAAGAAAAUUAAAAAAAAUACAAUUAAAGUUUU
Nomia melanderi (Alkali bee) is the source of this 1658-nucleotide messenger RNA. It is a transcript of the gene Surf1, whose product is annotated as surfeit locus protein 1. Gene Ontology annotation, cellular component: membrane; mitochondrion. The record is from RefSeq and is a predicted model, not a curated record. Gene Ontology annotation, biological process: mitochondrial respiratory chain complex IV assembly. NCBI's taxonomy places the organism in Eukaryota, Metazoa, Arthropoda, Insecta, Hymenoptera, Halictidae.